Penicillium cinerascens is the source of this 867-nucleotide messenger RNA. RefSeq names its product putative LaeA-like methyltransferase. The coding region runs from base 1 to 867 and encodes 288 amino acids. Lineage: Eukaryota; Fungi; Ascomycota; Eurotiomycetes; Eurotiales; Aspergillaceae. The transcript is spliced from 4 exons. The record is from RefSeq and is a predicted model, not a curated record.
AUGAGUAGCCACUGUGACGAGAAUAUCUAUCUUCUCGGACGGGACGAGGCCGAGACCGAACGUCUCAAUAAGCAACAUCGUUUUUUGGUUGCCGUCUCCGGUGGUGAAUUGAUUCAUCCCUCUAUUCCUAAAGCGAAAAUCACUGCCGUUGCGGACAUCGGCACUGGUACCGGAGUCUGGCUUGCAGAUCUCGCUAAUCGGCUGCCCAAUGCAUCCUCGAUAUAUUUUCACGGUUUCGACGUCUCGGACGCUCAAUUCCCACCGGAGAACACAAUAACGCAAGCGACGGGGCAAAAGAUCCCAUUAAGUGUCCAAGAUGCCUUGAAGCCUUACGCGCCAGAGCACCAAGGCCGCUACGACUUAGUCCACAUCCGGCUAUUGACGGCGGGCCUACGACAAGGCGACUACGCUUCAGUACUGAAUAAUGCACGAGACCUUCUAAAACCCGAGGGCUGGAUCCAAUGGGAAGAAGUCGACCACACAACAUUCUGCACGAACAAAAUCCCUGAAAACCCGGUAAUCACAAAAAUGCGCAACACGACCAUCGACGCAAUGCUCACACUCGGUCUGUGGCCGUUUGCGCCCCAGCGCGUUUACGAUGAAAUCUCCGCAGCGCGGUUCCAGAACGUGCGUCGUGAGACGUACACCACUGUGGGGAAAGAGCAUCUUCAUGAAACAGCUUCGAAAUGGGUCGCUAAUGUUAUGCGUGCAAUGGUUCCACCGUCUAUGGUUGUUAAUGGACAGGCGAGAAAUGAUCAGGAGGCCAAAGUGAAGGUUGAGGUGUUGAUUAGGGAGUUUGAGAGGCAUUGUGAGGAUGCGUUGCCGUUGGUUAAUUUUGGGGUUACGGUUGCACAGCGGUCUGGGUGA